AUGCUAAUGUUGUGCUUUCUACAACAGGUGGUGCUGGAAGUAAACAGUGAAUUCAUUGUUGAGGUGGAAGAAUUAGACGUGGAAAAUGGCACUACAAAUUGGCAGGCUGUCAGAAGACAAAAGCGGGAGUGGAUCAAGUUUGCUGCAGCCUGUAGAGAAGGAGAAGACAACUCAAAGAGGAAUCCAAUUGCCAGAAUUCGGUCAGACUGUGAAGUGAACCAGAAGAUUACAUAUCGCAUCUCUGGGGUGGGGAUUGAUCGACCACCUUAUGGAGUGUUCACCAUUAAUCCUCGGACCGGGGAAAUUAACAUCACUUCAGUGGUCGACAGAGAGAUAACUCCAAUUUUUCUGAUAUAUUGCCGGGCUCUGAAUUCACGGGGUGAAGAUUUAGAACGGCCUCUUGAGCUUAGAGUCAAAGUUAUGGACAUAAACGAUAAUCCACCAGUAUUUACAAAAAAUGUGUACACAGCCAGUAUUGAAGAAAACAGUAAGGCAAACACACUGGUAGUAAAGUUAAGUGCCACAGAUGCAGAUGAAGACAAUCAUCUAAAUUCUAAAAUUGCCUACAAGAUCAUCUCUCAAGAGCCUACAGGUGCACCAAUGUUCAUUCUGAACAAGUACACUGGAGAAGUCCGCACGGUGUCCAGUUUUCUUGACAGAGAGCAAUACAGUAUGUAUAAUCUACUCGUGAGGGGAUCAGACCGGGACGGAGCAACAGAUGGACUGUCUUCUGAGUGUGACUGUAGAAUCAAGGUUUUAGACGUCAAUGAUAAUUUCCCCACCUUAGAGAAAACUUCAUACUCAGCAAGUAUUGAGGAAAACUGUUUAAAUUCAGAACUGAUACGACUGCAAGCAAUUGAUCUGGAUGAAGAAGGCACUGAUAAUUGGUUGGCAGAAUAUUUAAUUCUCUCUGGAAAUGAUGGAAAUUGGUUCGAUAUUCAAACAGACCCACAAACUAAUGAAGGCAUUUUGAAAGUUGUCAAGAUGCUGGAUUAUGAACAAAUGCCUAAUGUUCACCUUAGUAUUGGGGUUAAAAACCAAGCUGAAUUUCACCACUCAGUUGCCUCUCAAUUCCAAAUGCACGCAACUCCUGUGAGGAUUCGGGUUGUUAAUGUAAGAGAAGGGCCUACAUUUCACCCAAACUCUAUGACCUUCAGUGUGCGAGAAGAAGUAAGAGGAGAUUCCAUAUUGAAUUAUGUGCUUGGCACAUAUACAGCCAUAGAUUUGGACACGAGAAAUCCUGCAACAAAUGUCAGAUAUAUCAUAGGACAUGAUGCAGGCAGCUGGUUAAAAGUUGAUUCAAGGACUGGUGAAAUACAGUUUUCUAGGGAAUUUGACAAGAAAUCAAAAUACAUUAUCAAUGGGAUAUAUACAGCAGAGAUCCUGGCUGUAGAUGAUGGCUCUGGGAAAACGGCUACGGGAACCAUAUGUAUCGAGGUUCCUGAUGCCAACGACUACUGUCCAGUCAUUUAUACUGAAAGUAAAACCAUCUGCAUUGCCUCUCCAUCGGUCCUUAUCUCUGCAAGAGACAUUAAUGACCAUUCUUACGGGUCUCCCUUUACUUUCUGUGUUGCUGAUCAGCCACCAGGGACAGCUGACUUAUGGGAUAUCAGAUCCAUAAACGCUACCUCUGCAAUCCUUACAGCCAUGCAGGCUUUAUUUCCUGAAUUUUACGAUAUCCCAAUCAUAGUGAAGGACAGCUAUCACAGAGCAUGUGAAUUGCCACAGAUCGUGCAGUUAUAUGCCUGCGAAUGUGACAGCGACCACAUGUGCUUUUACUCUAGUACCACCAGCAUACACACCGGGGACAUCAGCUCCGUUACCAGUGACGUAUAUGGGUCUGUCACUGAUGACCAAAUUGGGGAAUCAAAUGUUGGUCUCGGCCCUACAGGGAUUGGCAUGAUCAUUUUGGGCCUCUUACUGCUGCUUCUGGCACCGCUCUUGCUGCUCAUGUGUUGCUGCAAACGAAGACAACCAGAAGGGCUGGGAACAAGAUUUGCUCCUGUGCCAGAAGGAGAAGGAGUGAUGCAGUCUUGGAGAAUAGAAGGGGCACGUCCAGAAGACAGGGAUGUCUCAAGUAUAUGUGUACCAAUGACAGCCUCUAAUACCCAGGAUCGUAUAGAUUCUUCUGAAGUAGUAACUCAAAUAGAAGUUCUUGCAACCAGGUCUGUGGACCUGCCUCUCUUUUCUCAGAAAGCAUAUGCUUAUGCUGAUGAAGAUGAGGGUCGACCAGCAAAUGACUGUUUGCUCAUUUACGACCAUGAGGGAGUAGGUUCUUCCGUGGGUUCCAUUGGUUGUUGCAGUUGGAUUGUGGAUGACUUAGAUGAGAGUUCCAUGGAAACUUUAGAUCCAAAAUUUAGGACUCUUGCUGAAAUCUGCUUAGACACAGAAAUUGAGCCAUUUCCUUCACACCAGGCCUGUAUACCUAUCAAUACUGAUCUCCCUUUGCUUGGACCUAACUACAUUGUUAAUGAAUCUUCAGGAAUGACUGUUUUGGAGGCUGAAUUCCAGGCAGAAAUGGCAGGGCCUAAGCCCAUGACUCAUGGGGAUAUUAUAGUGACUGAGACUUACAAUACUGCUGAUCAGUGUGUCCAGCCCACUACAAUUGUUUUUGAUCCUCAGCUUGCACCCAGUGUUGUAGUAACUGAAACAGCAAUGGCACCUGUCUAUGAUGUUCAAGGGAAUAUUUGCAUACCUGCUGAGUUAGCCAACACACACAAUGUAAUCUAUGCUGAGAGAGUGCUGUCUAGUCCUGGUAUGACUGGCACGAGCAAUAGUAGUAUGGCUGAUGGUUGUAUCGGACCUGUGAUGAGUGGCAGUAUUUUGGUUGGGCCUGAAAUUCAAGUGACCCAAAUGGUGACUCCAGAUAUUUGCAUAAGCCAAACAAUUGGCUCCACAUCCCCAAUGACAUCUCGACACAGGGUAACACAAUAUAGCAACAUACAUUACUCCCAACAGUAA
Molecule: messenger RNA, 2961 nt
Organism: Trichechus manatus latirostris (Florida manatee)
Lineage: Eukaryota; Metazoa; Chordata; Mammalia; Sirenia; Trichechidae
Gene: DSG4
Product: desmoglein 4
Exons: 15
Coding region: 1-2961 (986 amino acids)
Biological process (GO): homophilic cell-cell adhesion
Cellular component (GO): desmosome; plasma membrane
Molecular function (GO): calcium ion binding
Source: RefSeq, a predicted model, not a curated record